AUGAAUGAGGAUGGUCUUCACGGUGCGGACGCGAUCUACAUGCUGAUGAAUGGGAAAACGUCUUCUCCGUACGCGCGUGCAGCGCUGAUACUUGUCACGAUUCCGCAAGUUUUGUCGUUCAAUGAACGUGUCCAGCUUUUUCAAAAGUUGCUGGACGAUGCGAAGGCGCAAACAGGCAACACGCGCGACGAAUUUUCACGGGCUUUGCAGGUUCGGAUGUAA
Peronospora matthiolae is the source of this 222-nucleotide messenger RNA. NCBI's taxonomy places the organism in Eukaryota, Oomycota, Peronosporomycetes, Peronosporales, Peronosporaceae. The record is from the annotation of a GenBank genome assembly.